Messenger RNA from Nelumbo nucifera (sacred lotus), 1042 nucleotides. RefSeq names its product gamma-glutamyl peptidase 3-like. Lineage: Eukaryota; Viridiplantae; Streptophyta; Magnoliopsida; Proteales; Nelumbonaceae. Gene Ontology annotation, cellular component: cytosol. The record is from RefSeq and is a predicted model, not a curated record.
AUAAGCACUCAUCUCCUUACUUGAUCUCUUUUAUCCUCCCUGUACCUAAUCUUCCCCCUCACCCCCUCUUUCUCUCUCUCUCUCUCUCUCUCUCUCCAUCUACAUGAAGAUUGCAAACGGAAAGAGAAAUGCUCUACUUCUGGCACUUAGAGAUUCUGAUUAUGUCAAGAAAGUGUAUGGAGGGUACUUCAAUGUGUUUGUUGAUGCGUUUGGGGAAGAAGGAGACCAAUGGGAUUCGUUCAGAGUUGUGGAUGGACAGUUUCCUGAUAUGCAGGAGCUCCAUAAGUACCAUGGAUUUGUGAUCACUGGUAGCCCUUAUGAUGCUCAUGGAAAUGAGUCUUGGGUCCUGAGACUCUGCAUUCUGAUACAGACAUUGGACGCCAUGGAGAAGAAAGUGCUUGGCAUUUGUUUUGGGCACCAAGUUUUGUGCAGAGCUCUGGGUGGUAAGGUAGGGAGAGCAUUCAGUGGUUGGGAUAUUGGUUUAAGGCAAGUGAAGAUUGUUGAGGGUUUGCCUUCAUAUCAUCUCUUUGGUGGCCUAAAGGAAAUCCCAUCUUCCCUCUCUCUCAUUGAGUGUCAUCAAGAUGAGGUGUGGGAGGUUCCUGUAGGAGCUGAGGUCAUUGCAUCAUCAGAGAAGACAGGAGUAGAGAUGUUCAGCCUCGGAGAACACAUUUUGGGAAUUCAAGGCCACCCUGAGUACUCCAAAGACAUUCUAUAUAACCUCAUUGAUCGUCUUGCCAACAAUAACACCAUAGAGAAACAAUUCGCCCAACAAACCAAAUCAAGAAUGAAAGUAGCUGAACCUGAUAGGAAGACUUGGGAGAAGAUCUGUAGAAGCUUCCUCAAGGGCAGAUAGCCUCGACUAAUUUCCCAAUCUGUAUCAUUUUUCCUUUCUUUUGUUUGAUUAUGCUCAUCAGUAUAUUCAGAAGUCUUACAAUAAGACUUGUUUAAGUUACCAUAUACUGUGUCACUGUACACAAGCAUAUGGAGCAUCUAAUAAAUGAUGAACAACUCAAUAUGAUGCAGUUUUUUGUUCUUGUUACAA